This is a messenger RNA of Pieris rapae (cabbage white), 7642 nucleotides long. It is a transcript of the gene Su(Tpl), whose product is annotated as RNA polymerase II elongation factor ELL2. The record is from RefSeq and is a predicted model, not a curated record. Gene Ontology annotation, cellular component: transcription elongation factor complex. Gene Ontology annotation, biological process: transcription elongation by RNA polymerase II; snRNA transcription by RNA polymerase II; positive regulation of transcription elongation by RNA polymerase II. NCBI's taxonomy places the organism in Eukaryota, Metazoa, Arthropoda, Insecta, Lepidoptera, Pieridae. The coding region runs from base 220 to 2073 and encodes 617 amino acids. The transcript is spliced from 13 exons. Gene Ontology annotation, molecular function: cis-regulatory region sequence-specific DNA binding.
GUCAGUGCGGCCUUGCAGACUGAGAGCGCUGCCAACAAAGGCCGAGUCGAUGGGGUUAAAAAAAAUUAUUAUUUGAUCAUCUAAAACCCUUUUGUUAUUGUAAUUAUAAUUUUAAAUAGGUUGUGAAUCUGUGAUUACGUUAAGAAAUGUGUGAAUGAUAUGAAUCGUGACGACUAGCAAAGGAGUCAGCUGGUCAAAAGUGCGAAUAGUGAAUAAGAAAUGGCGGCCUUGCCAGCAGGUGUUCAGUAUGCGUUAUCAUCAGAGUCUAGUUAUAAAGAAAACAAGGAACUAGUGUUUGUGAAAUUAACGGAUUCAGCAUUAAAAGCUAUAGAAGACUUUAUUAGAAAUAAUAGGGACCGAUUUGCAACACCUAAAAUACAGUUCCUGCCCGGAAAUGAGGGGAAAAUCUCUAUUCCGGCACCGUCCAACGGAAAUGGAUCGGCGGGCGAAUCCACGUUUCACUUCAACCUUAAUAGCAAUGCUGAGAUGGAGGGUCCACAGGGUUCAUUUGAAUGUGUGCGGAAUGCAGUCGGCGGCACGAAAAGGCUGGAGUCGUGCGGGCCGCUGCCCAGAAGGAUGCGGGUGCAGGCCAACGAUGACUCGUAUGAGGCCACAAAAGAUCGGAUGUCGAGAACUAUAGCUGCGGAACAGAGCAAAUGCACCCGCGUAAUAAAGCCCAAUCAAACAGACAUUGGAAGGCGUGUUAAAGUGCGUGCAACGCAUUCUAUGUACUCAAAUGGACCGGUUGCGGAACGGCUCGAACGGCCUGAACGGGCCGAACGCCCCGAUAGGCCUGAACGGUCCGAACGUCCCGAAAGACCGGAACGGGCCGAACGUCCUGAAAGGCCGGACCGUCCCGAGAAACCGGAACGUCCCGAAAGACCGGAGAGGGCAGACCGCCUGGAAAGGCCCGAGCGGUUAGAACGGCCUGCUGCCGUAGUUCCUCCCACAAGUCGUCCACAACCUCAGCAGCAGCCGCAGCCGCAUCCCAACCCUCAACGGCCUCCAUCCAACCCUGACCUUACAAGGCGACCUAUUAAAGAAAGACUUAUACAAUUAUUAGCAUUGAAACCCUUCAAGAAGCCGGAACUGUUCACGCGACUUUGUUGUGAGGGUAUCAAAGAAAAGGAACGUAGUAUGGUGACAAAGAUUUUGACAGAGAUUACGGUGGCGAAAGACAAUUGUUACCACUUACGUAGACAUAUUUGGAACGAUGUCAAUGAAGAUUGGCCAUUUUAUACGGAGGAGGAGAAACGUAUGCUCAAGAGGCGGAAACCUCAAAAUCUAACACCGCCGUUAAGCAGCGAUUCGGCCAACUCGCUCUCCCCGCGGGCUUCGCCGGCGAACAAGCGCAGCGGCGCAGGCGCAGAGGAGCCCCCCGCCGCUAAGAAGCAACGCAUCUCGCACUAUCGCCGCCCUUCGCCCCCUUCCUCAGGUUAUGCCACCACUUCCUCUGGAGAACGGCAUGCGUCUGACAACGAGGAUGAUAGAACCGUGAAAAAGGACAAUGGCUAUACCCUUAACUUCACAACUGUGAAAGACAUCUGCCCGAGUCCUGUGAAACCCAACGGUUUUAGAAAUAGUCCGCCCGUAGAGCAAACUAGUAUCACAGUAAAAGACAUCACAAAUACAGAACCAUUAGUAGAAAAUACAGCUUUAACGUCUGUCCCUGAAGAGAAUACGACGAAUGACCUCGUAGAAAUUGAAAGGCAAUACCCGCCCAUAACGAGUUCGAGCACGCGUCGCGCGUACAAGAACGAGUUCGCAGCGCUGUACACCGAGUACCGGGCGUUGUACGCACGAGUCGCGCAGGUCGCCGCGCUCUUCACUCGCCUAGAGCAGCAGCUCAAACGAGCCGAGCCCAAAUCGCCACACCAUCGGAGCAUAGAGCAGCGUAUAGUUGAAGAAUACCAGCGCGCGCGCAACGACGCCGAUUACCAAAAGGAAAGGCGACGAGUCAACUACCUGCAUCGGAAGCUCAACCACAUCAAGAGAAUGGUGCUUCAAUAUGACCAGCUGCGAAACCUUAAGCCCGAGCGAGUGUCCGCCGCGAGUACGACGCAAGCGUACUGACACUCGGGCAAGCCGCCGCCCGCCCGCUGCAUAUAGUCGAGCAGCUAUGGACUCACAACUCCCGAGUGGCAGAAUAUACCCGGUUUAUACAAGAAAAUCCAAGGCAAGGGUCGUGGCAGACUUCCCCGAUUUAAUACUAUACGAGAAUCGUGACGUUUGGUAUCAUAGGUACUGUAAAUGAUAGGCUAAGAGCGUGAAAUAAACUAUACUAAGUCUGUGAUAAUUAACACCUUAGGUCAUACAAUUUGUAUAGAUUAUCUUAUAAUUAAAUUAUAAAAGAUUCUAACUUUAGUAUAAACUAGAUUUUGGAAAUAUGGGCUUAGUGACCAAAUUAUCUUUAUCCAAUUCCAAUCUUUGCAGUUAAAUAUUUUACUUAACUUCACGAUUCUUGAUAUCCAUACGUGUGUUAACGUGCACGUGCGCUUAGGAGGGAUCAAUGUAUAGCUGACUCAUUUGCUACUAGGGAAGAGAAAGAGACAGCUAUAUGUUGUGUCACGAUUUUGCUAGUCGGGUUUGUACGCGCUGACUACCUUGCUACUAAUGUUGGAAGUAUCAAAGAGUACUAAUAUAUUUAUUGUAAUUUUAGCUGAAUAUCAUUUAUAUUGAUUACUUAUUUUAACGUAUAUAUUUAUGAAUUUUAGACAAUUUGUUAUGCAUAAUUUCGUGAUUCCAUAUAUGGGUGACCUUUGUGCUUGCCAACAUUGGUCAAGGUCAAUACGAUCAGUGUAAGCCAAAUUGCAGUAUUGUAAAUGUGUGUAUAAUUGGUUGUAUGUUUCCUAAACGACGCUGCCUUAAAGUACGAAUUGUACGGACCUUAUUCUCUAUUAGUAAUUUCGUAGUGACCAUAGACCUCACAAAAGUCUAGAUGUGGGUCUGUGGAGCGUUAAAAUUUCUAUCAGAAAUUAUUGGAGAAUGAGAGUAUCAAAAUUGAAACACACAUACGCCUGCCGAUUUGGAACGAGAUGUAUAUAUUGCGGCAUAUUAUUUUAAGUUGAAGAGUUCUUCCAUUAUGUUAUCUGAUGUAAAAUAUUGAUUUGGAAUAUAUUGGAACACGAGUGACGUGUUACCGCUGUAUACCGGACAUGAGGGCCCAUUACGAAUUUUAUAAUAAAAACAUUUAUAAGAUACUUAGCUUAAUUAAUAUUACAUAUUUUCGGACAUUAACUGUAUUUCAUAUAUAUGGAGCAUUAUUUUCCUUAGCUUUUAUCUUUCUACUUAGUCAUAGGACUUAGUGAGCGAGUGGAAAUAUAAAGGGAGGUAUCGAUGUUAUUUGCUCUUGUUAGUGUAGUUUGACAAUUGCAAGAAACAUUUUAUUGCCUGGACCAGUCUCGGUAGUACUCUUAUAGUAGAACUUGAAAAAUGAGGAUAUGGUGUUUUCAGUUUGAACUGUGGGAGUCUAUCGAGAUGUUGUUCAGGUAUAUUUCAUUUUUAAUCUCAUUUGAUUUUGUUUUUAUUGUAAAUACUGAAGAUACUAUAAUUAAGUACAUAAUAGUCCAAUAGUAGUUUGUUCGUCCAAGUUUUAUUCCAUUGAAAUAUUGCCGUCUUGUUAUCGUUGUCCAAAAUUCAACUAUUAUUUAGCCAGUUAUUGGUGAUGAAUAUUUUCACUGUUUUAUCAUUUUAGGAAUUGGAUGGAUACUAAAUUUCAAUUGUAAAUGUCAAUUUAAAGGACGAAAUGCCUUUAAAACAAUUAUUAAUAUUGCCGUACAACGCGUCGUCCCUCGCUUACCAUCCAAUGUUCGUAUUGGACGUUUAAUAUACGCGUCUUGCCCCGCUUGCUUGUUGUAUAUAGUACAUUAUGAAGAUUUAUCAUGUUCUUGUUAAAUUUUACUAUGGGUAGUGUAAUAUUUCAAUUUUUCUUUAAUAAAAUAAUAUAUAAUAUUUUCUCCUUCGAGGGAAUCGCGUCGUGAUCGUGCCGUAAUCGCGUGCGUGCCCGUUGAGGUCGUUUGUUGAAAAUACCUAAGCAAAACUUUAAUUAAUUCACUAUGCAUUAGAAUAUCCCCUUAUACUUUUCAAUGGCAUAAAUAAUAUUUUUAUAUUUGGUAAACGAAAAAAUAAAUAUCAUAUCUCAACGGACACUCGUAAGUGAAAAACUCGUGAACGUCACAAAAAUAACUCGUGUAUAUAAAUCGGACCGAAAAGUAUUAGAAUGGCGGUGCGACCACGACGCGAGCUCUCCAUGUUACGUGGUCAUAUAUUUGCCAAAUUAUAAAUACAUUUUACAUAAUAAAUUAGUUUUUAAUUACAAACGUCUCACAAGUUAGCAACCGGCCAGUGUUGAACAUCCACUAGAGUUAAGUCUGGUCCUUUUCGCGUAACCCUCCAAAAUACAAAACUUAGUUUUUUUAGUCCUCGCUCUGGGUCAUUUGAGUUCUCCUUCAGACCUUGACAACGCCUACCGGAUAUUGACGUUGUCAAUAAUGACAAUUGACUAGAGAAUUCUCAUUGAAUUCUCUUUCUAUACAAUUAGUCGUAAAAACAAAUAAUCAUGCAUCAUGAAACGACGUACAAAAUGACCCGAGUGUUAGUCGGAAACCGUCUUUACUAUGUCCUGAUUCUAACGUCCAUAUUUGAAAAUGAUUUAGUAUUAAGUAAUUAUUUGACCCGCAAAGUAUUUGAUACCACGUAUUCUUAAAUUUCAUUAUUGAUGGCUUUUUGUGUUAAGGACGCGCCAAUCUUAUCAUAAAUAUAUCAGAUAACUAUCAAGGGAAAUAAUUUUUAGUAACAUCACUUUAUUAAACACGAUUAAAUUUAAUUAGUAUAAUCGCUUAAAGUCGUCAUCAAAGUGCAAUUAUGUCCAGAACUGUUUCCAUAUAUAUGUUUAUUUGCAUUAUUAUUGAAAUAUAUAUUUAUAAAGUAAUGGAAACUGCAGUAUCGUUGUUGAUUUCACUUAUUUGUCAAUUAUCAAACGGCGUUGCUAUUUCAUUUUCACUGAUGUUAAAACAUGCAUAUGCAUGUGGAGACAUGAAAUUCCAUUUAGCAUUAUAUUCAUACCAGCAGAAAUAUGCGGCCUUAUUUAGUUUAGAAGCAUGCGUAUAGAAUUAGAUUCCGGGUCGAGGCUUAACGAUAACUUUGUCCCGUAUUUCAGAAAUAUUUUGCCGUACGAGAGUUAUAGUUCGUGCUAAGUCUCGCCUCUGAAUGUCCGUAAUAUCAGAUUCAUUUUUUUUUGCAAUACAGUUCGUAGUACUAACUAUAUUAACGGUCAAUUGUUUCGUAAUUAAAAUGUGAACAAGCGUCAAGUUUUCUGGUCAAUUCUCGCGUAAGUGCCACAUUUUGCUCACGUUUGUUUUUUUUUUACUCAUGAAAAUGCUCAAUACAUCAUGAUAUUAGAUGAUAAUUUGGAUUUUUUAAUUUAUUGCCACUUUAUUUAUUAAAUUAUAGCUAACGAUAAAAUUGAUCUGUCCCCGCACCUUCUCUUUGCUUUUCUUUCUCUGAACAUCACAUUUUCAUUUAUUUUAGUAGACAUUUGAUUUUGACCAUUUCUAAGAACACCGUUUAGAAUGUUAUUGUUACCAGUAGUAUAAGCAGUGUCGUUUGUUUUAUUAUAUUAUAGAUAUUGAUUAUUACAAAUAAUAAAUAUAGUAGUACAUUUUGUUUGACAUGAAGAUGUCUCUAGUAUGUUGACUUUUUAUGAAUGAAGUGGAUGUAGUGGUUAUGCAUUCCAGUUGGCCGUCGACCCUAGCACUGUUCGUUGAUGCACCUCGAGUUAAUGUCCAUUCAACGUAAUCCCCUCUUUUUGUAUGUAGCGACACGUCAUAGCAUAGCUUUUAUGCAGACCAGAAAUACAAUGGAAAUAGAAAUUUAUGAGAAAAAUCCCUUUCUACAUGAAUUUAAUGCUAAGCUGUCACAAAGGGAGUAUAAAGUGUGAAAUUCACUCGAUUGUUACCUAUUUAAGUUAUUAGAAAGGUUGGACAGAUAUAUUUGUAUUUUGUCAUGUUUAUACCAAUUGAAUAUCUAUGAAAUAUCAUAGUCCAUUGUACAGAGUAGGCGAUAUUUAGUCUAGUGACGUCAUCAUUUUAAUAAAUCCUAGUUAGUGAUAAAUUAAAGGUAAUAAUUCCCAAACAUGUAUCGUUCUUUGCGGCAUGACAAACUCGCCACAUGUUUUUUAAAUGUUACUUUAUUAUAUUACGUUCUAUAAUUGAUUAAGUAGACCGCGUAGUCAAGGUUGUGUUAACCCCACUUUCAAUGAUUACAAUGAAAAUGGCCUAUUUUAUUUAUGAUUAUUGUAUGUAUAUUAUGUAUUCGUAUUUAGUACUGAAUCGCGCGUUCGUGGCAUCUUUGUCAUGUGCAAACUUAACAUUGUUAUACUUAACACAGCUGAUAUUAUAGCGGCUUCAUGGCGGGCGAUGCGUGAACAUUACAUAAUUCGUUUAGAUGUAGAGAUGAUUGAGUUUGCGUAUUCUGAUCAAACGUUAUUGUAAAUUUGCUGUACAGUAAAAGAGAGACAGGCCGCCGUCGAGACAGGCCGAGUUAAUUUUCGGAAGACUGCCGAUUUACCGAACAAUUUAAAUACUGUGUAUUACGUCAGUGUAAAUAGAGUACGAAUUAGACAUUUAGCAUUGUUAAGGGAUGUAAUCGUAGCGUUUAUUUUUAAUAAUAACUAUAUAGUAUAUGGACGGGCAGAUACGAAUACUGGGAGCCGGGUCUCGACGGCGGCUGUGUCGUAACAAUGCUGCGAUAUUCCUUGUGCCCCUUGAGAUAUCAGUGCAUUAUAUGAGUCAAGAUGUAUAGACGAUGUGGUAGUGUUAUUGUGUAUAGAUGUGUUUAUACAAGCUCGAGUCAGGCGGGACCGACGCUUGCCAGCCGGUUCGAGCGAACGACGACAAGCUAUGAAAUCCUGACAUCGGCUCACGUUAAUUAGCUUUUAAAUAUUUCAUCAAAAUAUAAAAUACACAAAAAAAAAUGGAUAUAAAUUUCUCGACCAAGUGCUGGUUGUUUUUUUUUUAAAUUAUUAAAAUGUAAAAAAAAUUAGAUUAUAAACAAAGUAUAGGUACAAUUUAUGAAUUAUACUUUUUUUCUUUUCGGCAUUUCAUGUAACAGUGGAAGGGACUCGGCUUCUUCGCUACUCGGAAAUCAUUGUAUUGUACUCAUUAUUUCGAGAGCAUUCGUGAUGCUAACGCAUCGGAUGUUACUUUUGUAUUGUGUGAUUUCUUUGCUCAUGUUCUCUUCCAUUGCUUUAUUAUUUGUUUCGCCAACUGUCUAUUUGUAUAAUAUAAUUUUGUUAAGGCAGGGUAAUGCAGAAAUGAGAAGAGGUACUUUUUUAUUUUUAAAUAAAUUGAUGAAUUGUUUGAAAUUUGAAUGUAUAAAUUGAGUUGAUUUAAUCCAUUCAAUGGAGUUUGAAUUGUUAUGAAAGGAACAAGAGUUUGUUGUUUUUUUUUAAUUAAGUCAUUUUGAAUUUCGAAUAUAAUGAGGCAGCGAUAAGUUUGUCAAGUUACCACAAAAUCAAUAGUCAGAUGUAGGCUCUCUUUAGCGGUGUCCUUUUGGAGUGGCUUGACCUACUAGCAUACGCAACGGUCCAUAUUAAGAUCUUGAAGGACAUUCGUGCAAAUAGCUGAAGGGAAAUGUUAGAGUA